AGUUAAAUAAAUAAAUAAUUAAGUGUUUGACCAAAAAAAAAAUAGAAUAGAAUGGUAUUGUUGUUUGAUAAAAAUUAAAUAACAAUUGACAUUUAAAAUGGAAGUGAGAACACCAAAUAGAGGAGACAAUAGACAUGAUGAAAGAUGCUCCAGGAGUCCACCAAUGUCUGAUACAAAAAUAUAUCCUUGGAAUUGGGGUGAAGAAGCUAGAAAUAUUAAUUUGAGUCCAGAGAGUUCUUGUUCAAGUCCAGAAAAUCGUGAGGAUAAUAAUAAUGCCAGAAUGGACAUUGAUAAAUGUAAUAAUAGAUCUGGUGGAUCUGAAUCACAUAGAAGAGGCAGACCUCGUGCUGAUGCAUUAACAAAUCUUAUGGAACAGGGUAGUACAUCACCAAGUAGCAUUAAAUGCACAUUUUGUAAUAGAGUAUUUCCUAGAGAAAAAAGUUUACAAGCACAUUUACGCACACAUACUGGUGAACGGCCAUAUCCAUGUGAUUAUCCAGGUUGCAUAAAAGCAUUUACCCAAUCAGGACAAUUAAAAACUCAUCAACGUUUACAUACUGGUGAAAAACCAUUUGUAUGUACAGCUGAAGGUUGUGAUAUACGUUUCACUCAUGCAAAUCGACAUUGUCCAGAUCAUCCAUAUGCAAAUUUAGCACGCUCAGAUAAUUUUGUACUUAAGCCAUUACCUGGUAAUGCAGAAAUACCAAAUGAAGUAUUACGUUGGCUUGAACGUUAUAAAUUAGCACGUGAACGUGAAGAACGUACACCAACUGGUAAAGAUAAAAAAAAAAAGCCAUGGAAAACAAAUGAUCAUAAACGUGCUAAAUCACGAAAAGGUUUAAUGAUGGAUGGAACAAAUGGCCAAGUAAAUACUCAUGAAACAUCAAAUGAACAGCAUUAUUGUGAAAGUCAAGAUAGUCAAGAAGAUAGCCAAGAGGAUAGUCAAGAAGAUUCACAAGAAGAAUCACAAGAUGAUGAAGAUCCAACAGAUACAUGUAGAAUAAUAAAUCAUUCAGAAGAUGAAGAGCCAACAGCAUCAGUUAAUAUUAAAUUACCAGUAACACCAGUACGUAGACCACUUGAUAGAUUACAACCAAAAAAAAGAUGGCUAAGAGAAGCAUGUCUUGAACAACAACUUGCUAAACCAUUACGUUGGGAUUGUACUAAAAAUAAUAGUCAUAAUAAUAAUUUUGGUUCUGAUAAACAAACUGAUGAACAACAAUUACAUAUUAAUUAUAUGCAAAGAUGGAAUUCGCCAAUGAGAAAUUUAAAUGAUGCAUAUGGUAUUGUUAAUAAUGAUGAUGAUGUUAAUAUUGAAAAUUCACCACCACCUCCACCACCACCUUUACCACUACCAUCAUCAUCAUCAACAUCUUCAUUAUCGUCUUCGUCAUCAUUGCCAAUACAAAUACCAUAUCAAUCUCAAUUACAACAACAACAACAACAAUCAUCAUCAAAAAUAAAUGAUUCAUCAACAAAUAAAUUAACUUGGGAUAAUUAUUAUCAAAAUAAUGAUUACAAUGAUCAUCGUAUUCCACUUGAACCAAUUAUUGAUGAUAAAGACUGGAAUCCACCGACAAAUAUUACAACAAAUUUUAACUCUACAAAUAAUAUUGAUAUUAAUAUAAAUAAUAAUAAUAAUAAAAUAGAGAAAUUAUCUAGAAAUACAGUAAUACGUGAUAAUGAAACAAGACCAACGGUUUUAAUGUUAGCUGGUAGUAGUAGUAAUUUAAUAAAUAAAGAUGAUAAUAAAAAAAUUAAGACAAAUGUCAAUAAAAAUGAACAAGAAAAAAUGCCAUUUGUUAAAAAAUCAAAAGAUAAUCAAACUUGGAUGGGUGCACUUGCACUCAUGGAACUUGCUACUACACAAGAAGAAAAUAAUUUAAUUGGAUUAACAACACCUGGACUAGAAGUUAUUGAUAAUUUUGUUGAUCCAUCAAAUACGGAAAAUUUUGAUUAUGCUAAUCUUUAGAGACUGUGAUUAUUAUUUAUUAUUAUU
This is a messenger RNA of Aphidius gifuensis, 1999 nucleotides long. RefSeq names its product regulatory protein MIG1-like. The record is from RefSeq and is a predicted model, not a curated record. The transcript has 2 exons. Gene Ontology annotation, molecular function: RNA polymerase II cis-regulatory region sequence-specific DNA binding; DNA-binding transcription factor activity, RNA polymerase II-specific. NCBI's taxonomy places the organism in Eukaryota, Metazoa, Arthropoda, Insecta, Hymenoptera, Braconidae. The coding region runs from base 98 to 1972 and encodes 624 amino acids. Gene Ontology annotation, cellular component: nucleus. Gene Ontology annotation, biological process: regulation of transcription by RNA polymerase II; central nervous system development.